UGCUAAUAUAAAAAUAUAACUCAGAUAGAAAUAUAAAUUUCUCGCUUUAAUAAUGAGUAAUUCCGAAGAUGAUUCUCAAGACAGUCGUAGCCCAAGACGUGAGAUGGAGAAGUACAGGGACUACUCUAGAAGCACGCACGUGAUGAUGCCUGAGAGGAUCCACAAUCAGGACCUUCUAGCCUCAAAGAGAGCGCACGUCGCAGACGACUCUGAAGAAGCAGAAGAUGAUAAAGCAGAGGAGAAAGGAUUGAUCACACGGCCUGCUAGCCCCGAAGGCGAGGCUCCCAUCUACCAGCUACAUCCGGAGUCAGUGGAACGAAUUCCCGAAUGUGAUUCUUCAGGGGAAAGCCUUGUGGUUUCUGGCUGGGAUCGUCGGGACAACAUUACGCUCUAUAUGAUCGCGGGCUAUGUGCUGGGCAUUCUCCUGGUGCUCAUCUGGUACUAUCGCCAUCCGCGGCGUGCCGGUGAAGACCUCACCGAGAAGUGGCUGCUCAUUGUUCUCCUCUUCCUUGUGAUGAUGAUCCUCGCCUACAGUCGUGCAGCGAGAUGCGCUGUGGCAUUGAUCUUUCCCACUUUGGGCAGCCAUCGAGGAAGAGCUCUGCUCAUAGCAUUGGCCUUUUUUGUGGCCGGCACUGGACCCGUGAUGAACAUCAUUCGAAACAUUGACAUCAUGGCGCACAGUCUGUGCUGUGGCCAGAGUCGUUUGCGGCAGGCCCUCACACCCAUGCAGGACAUCAUGGGGCAGCCCAUAAAUAUCGUAGAGCGCUCUGUGCAGGGCACCGUCAUGGAGGUGCGAAAGAUCAUGGAAGGUCUGGAUAAGGUCUUGCAGCAUCUGGAGAAACCUAUUGCUGAAAUGCAUGCCAACUACAAAUCCUGUGGCGAAUGGCUGCGACUACAGCAGGGAUCCUUUGAGCAGCAGAUGGGCAGACCCUAUGACCGCUGCCUUGGAGCAGGAGCUGUCAGCAUCCACGAGUGCCAGGCCAAAUUCGGGGCCAAGCGGAAGGAGUGCAAUGUCAAGGAUCGCUUUGUUUGGUUCUGUGAGAAUCUCAAGGAAAUGAGCAGCUUUCUCGAGCACAAUGUCAAACUGCAACAGGAGAUCUUUGAGCAGAUAUUUCAACGCUUAAAGGAGAGUUUCUCCAAAAUUAGAAGCAUUUUUGUGGUGAGCAUUAGCUUCGGGAGCAAGCAAAAGAUAAAUGGCACAAAUGACUCCUUGGGAAGGGACAGCGAUGUGAUACUGGAGCACGAGAUCGUCAGACACUUGGAGGCACAGAGGCGCACAUUUGUCUUAUUCUUUGUGUGCCUCGAUUUGGUGGUCUUCAUUCUGGUGUUCACUGUCAUCCUGCGUUCCAUUUACUUCCGAUUGCUGUAUCUGGGCAGCAACGACUUUAACAAUGUGUUUCUAACGCAGUCCUUCGAUUCGUAUGACAAGGAGCAGGAGCCCAUCGUUGGAGCUCGGGUUCUGCCACUGCGUGCGGCCGAAAGGAACAAAUUUGUGCAGAUAACUUCCAUCCGUUUGCUGCCCGAAGAAUUGCAGAUAAUGACACGGUCUAUGCUCUUUUUGGUUAUCACUGGCAUCCAGCUUUUUACCAUAUGUCUCGUGGACUACAGUCUCUAUAUAAUGCUGUCCAUGAUGUCCCAACAUGCCCACAAAACUGCGGGUCUUAAACCUCCUGCCUACACAAGAAUUGUGAUCACAAAGGGUGGCAUGAUCGGGGAUAUACUUCGUCGCCUGGUGCAUGCUUUCGAGCCCUUGGCCAAGAACUUGGGGGUGGGCACUGAAAAGUGUCUGCCAGUGCCAGGAGAGCCAAAUGUACUCCGCUACUACGAGGUAUUGGUGCUCUGUGUCCUGGCCUGGCUGCUCCUAGUCUGGGAGCCCUACAGCCUUCGUCUGCGACAUUGGAUCAUGGCCUGCUUUUAUCCCGAGGAUGCCCACCGAAGAGUCAAGUAUUUGCAUCAGCGCAUACUGCAAGAGAGAUCAACUUUUAUCAAGACUUCCCGACGUAGAGCUCGUUCCUUGCAACUCUAUUCGGAGGGCCAGCAAUUUGUGUGUCUCUCUUGGUUGAGUUCCCUAAAGAUCUGGUGCUUUAGCGGUUGUCCUUCUUCUUUUAUUGGCAAAACCUGCAUCAUCUGCAGCAAAGCUUUGACCGCAUCGGAUAAUGUGCAUUGUGACACGGACAAUUGUAGAGGAAUCUAUUGCCAAAGAUGCUUUAUAGAGUCGAAUAACUACUGCAUACUGUGCAACCCACCGAGUCAGUACUGGGACUACAGUGAUCUAUCGGAAAUGGGCGACUCUUCCGAUGAUUCCGAUGGUUGUACUCGCAAAACAGACGAUGAUGAGGAUGUCUAUGACGAUUCAAAUGAACAGCUGAAGGAAUAAAUUUAAGAUAUCAGAAAUAAAGCGCUUUCUGCCCGGUUUUCAUAGGCGUUUAUCUCGUGAAAAAGAAAACUGAUU
This is a messenger RNA of Drosophila obscura, 2452 nucleotides long. RefSeq names its product DC-STAMP domain-containing protein 2. The transcript is spliced from 9 exons. Lineage: Eukaryota; Metazoa; Arthropoda; Insecta; Diptera; Drosophilidae. Bases 53 to 2377 code for a protein of 774 amino acids. Gene Ontology annotation, cellular component: membrane. The record is from RefSeq and is a predicted model, not a curated record.